AUGUGUAACACACUAAAUCGAUCGAUAAAACCUGUCAAAUUAUUGUUUAAAAGAAAUCCGACAAUCCAAAAAAAUAUACAAUUUUAUUUCAACAAAAUACCUUCUUCCAAAUCUUUUACUUCUUUAAUUUCCUUUCCUUUAAAUAUUCGUACUUCUACAGCUCAUUCCUACCAGUCAUAUUCAUUCUUUGGUCUAGCUUCCUCCUUCUCAAGAGUAACUUGCCGUCCUUUUCACUCAUCUAGUUCACCAAAUUUUAGAAUAUCAAGUUGUGCUUUCACGCCUCACUCUUCUAAACCAAAGAAAUUUUUUGAGGCCACCUCCUUAACAACAAAAAAUACUCCACCUUAUACAAUCUUGGACUUUUUUGAUAAACCCUUUCCCGCUACGCAUAACCCAUUUAUUUUUGCUCAUGGUGCUUCUGGUAUUCCAAAAAAUUCCGAGAGGUUAGUUUCAACUAUACCUAAUGGAUCAUACUCUAGUAUUGCUUGUGGUGAAGAUAGCUUCUUCAGAAGGCAUGACUCUUUAGGUGUUGCCGAUGGUGUUGGAGGUUGGAAAAAUAUUAAACCAUCGUCUCCUGUCGUUGUAGAUUCAUCAUUAUAUUCUAGAAAAUUGAUGCAUUAUUCGUUAACAGAAAUUGAAAAAUAUCAUAAUAAUUUUGGAAAAGAUCAACUUUUCAACCAUGAUAAUUUUCAACCUGGUAAUAUUAUGCAAGCAAGUUAUGAAAAAACUUUACGCGAUUGUACAAUGGAGGGAAUCAUUGGCUCAUCAACUGCUUUGAUAGCUAUUUUACAUGAAGAUGAACUUCGAAUUGCAAACCUUGGCGAUUGUGGUAUUGGUGUUAUACGUCAAAAUGGAUUUAUAUUUUGUAACGAAGAGCAACAAAAUUCGUUUAACUAUCCAUAUCAAUUGGGAACUGGUUCUCUUAAUACUCCAAAAAAAGAUGCUCAAACUUUCAACAUUAAAAUUCAAUAUGGUGAUAUUAUAGUAAUGGGUUCAGACGGACUGUUUGACAAUCUUUAUAAGGAUGAUAUAUUAGAUGAGAUUAUUCAAUUUAGUUCAAUAAAAGGUGGUUUAAAAGUUCAUCCACAAAUAAUAAGUGAUGCUCUUGCUUGGCGUGCAAAAGAAGCUAGUGAAGACGCCAAUUAUGAAAGUCCAUUUGAAAGUCGUGCUACAGAAGAAGGAUUGUAUUUUGUGGGUGGAAAGAAAGAUGAUAUAUCUAUUCUCGUUGCAGUUGUAACCGACUCAAAUAACACUUCUAAUACCAAAUAA
Molecule: messenger RNA, 1269 nt
Organism: Entrophospora candida
Lineage: Eukaryota; Fungi; Glomeromycota; Glomeromycetes; Entrophosporales; Entrophosporaceae
Source: the annotation of a GenBank genome assembly